This is a messenger RNA of Pollicipes pollicipes, 1905 nucleotides long. RefSeq lists its product as uncharacterized. Bases 1 to 549 code for a protein of 182 amino acids. The transcript is spliced from 4 exons. Lineage: Eukaryota; Metazoa; Arthropoda; Thecostraca; Pollicipedomorpha; Pollicipedidae. The record is from RefSeq and is a predicted model, not a curated record.
AUGGCGCCCGCCGUCCAGGUGCUGGUCGGCGCGCUGGGCGGCCUGCUCGGCCUCGCAUGGCGGACCUGCGCCGAGCACUCGCCGCCGCUGCUGCUGCUGCGGGAGCGCAGCGUCGCUAACGACUCGCAGGAGGUGGCAGAGCCGCGCGUGGAGGCCGCUCGCGAGACCCAUAUGGCGGCGGCGGCGGCGGCGGGCCCGGUGGCCGCCGCCCACCCGCUGCUCACCCUGCUGCUGGUGCUGGUCAUCGGUUCGGCCAGCGUGGCCGCUGCGCUCGGUCUGCAGCGAGUUCUGCGCCGGCUCGUGCACCGCGACAGGUUAGGCAGCUACCGAUACUUCAGAGUCAACCAGGACGACGACGGGGAGCUGGCAGAAGUCAAUGGAGAAUAUCAGAUGGGACUGGAUGACUCCAGCGAAGAUGAGCUGGGGCCGGCCCGGCUGCCGGUGAAUACGCCGGAAGCGGCUGAGGUCCGGCGCAGCUGCGGCCGCUCGCCGCCUCCCGAGGCCAAGUCCCUCCUGAUCGAGUCCUCCGAUGAGGAACUGAUCCAGUGAAUCACCCCCGUCAGCCAUUUCAUAUGUAAACCUUGCACAGCACGCUCACGUCUCCAGCGGAGACAGUGGCAUGUCACGCGCCAUGUUUGACAUGUGUACAGCCUUCGCGAAAUGCAUGAGAUCAGCGAGUGAAAGCUCUUGUUUUGUAGAGAUUUGGUUUAAGUUUUAUCGUGAACAACUUUUGCGUGCGGAGUGUGAGUUAUUUGGCAUGUGUGUACCUAAGCAUAUUCCUCGGGCCGAGCUCCUUUGCCUAGGGCCUAAGCACUCUGUGAAAUGACCAUGGUUAACGAAUGACAGGACAUUGUCAUGCCAUAUGUAGGCAUUCUGCCAUGGUUAGGAGCUUCCGGGCGAAAACUUGUAUAGACUUCAUUGCUGACCAAAGUUCAUUAUGCUUCUCGCAAAGCUUGUGCUUGAAUCCGAGAUGGCUCAUCGGUGGCUCCGUCAUCAGCCCUGAGGCAAGGAUGGACGGCGGGGGAAAGGAUGAAUUCGCGGAGAAAAUAACGUCAACAUGAUGGCGUUGCACAAGAAGAAAAAUCUGAAAAAAUGGCUUGGUCUUGGUCAACUCUGCACCCAGUAAUUUAUUCAGAAUUUAUAUAUUUGCGGUAGAACCAGACACAAGUAUGUCUCUCGCCAGUUCCUAUGUACAUAUUCAUCAAUGCCUGCAUGUAAAGAAAAGGACUUUUUAAGGAGAGAACUGGGCGAUGCCGCCAUAUUUUGCUACGCAUGCGCUAUAAGCCUGCAUGAGAAACCCACGUAGGAUUUACUAAUUCCCUAACGUUACACUUCUACACUACAUACUGUGAGUACAUGAUCCCUCAUACUUUCAUUUGGCCGAUGACCACGUGGUCCUUUACGCAGCGAAAACGCACGGGCACGCUCAAUGUGCAAGGUCAUAAGUGACAGCGUGCCGCCCACACGUGCCGCAGGUGGGAGGCAGCAUGUCCCCUCUAUCGUGUGCCCUUCCAUCAGGAAAAUACGGAUACUUUUCGUACCAUAUUUUUCAUUUCAUAUCAAACAUUUCGGCGUUUAAAAGGCCAAAACUGCGUAAGGUGAAGCACCAUGCGUAUCCAACAGUUCCAGCGCAGCAUUCCUGCAGGAGAGCACAUCUGGGCCACACCCGGCGACCGAGCGUGUUCUGAGGCGGUAGCCGCAUGGCUGCGGCCAAGAUUACCUCACUCACCGAUGUAUGAUGUCAAUGUUACAUUAUCACGAAGUUAUGUUGCACCAAUGUACACGCCCCGCCCUGCCCAGCCUCGCCAGUGCAAGUUGUGUGUGCGCGUGUGUUUGUGACGCAGUGUUCAUGCCGGUCCAGCUGUUUUUCAAUACACUCAGGUACCCGAUACGGUAUCCAGGGUC